Amoebophrya sp. A120 is the source of this 1231-nucleotide messenger RNA. The record is from the annotation of a GenBank genome assembly. NCBI's taxonomy places the organism in Eukaryota, Dinophyceae, Syndiniales, Amoebophryaceae.
AUGGCUAGUGUUGGCGCGGGUAGCGCUGCGGGCGGUGGCGGUAGCUCAAGUGAAAACGAGGACUUUUUCCGCAGUGCAGAGGCGGCGCUGCAGGAGGCCCCCGACCACAACUCACUCACCGCACUUUUGCAGCUCAAUGACCCAUCCUUCAAGAAGGAGAUGGUCGGCGAUGAGGCGGUGCUCAAACCCACGUACAAGAAAAUGCAGCUGCGUCUGCAUUAUGGAUUGCAAAAAUGUCUGGGUCUGGAAGAUUGUAGACUUGUCAUGCAGAUUUUCCAUGACCCAUGAGGUCUGGAAUGCGGGACUUAGCAUGACAGACUGUGCGAGGUCUCUGCCAUGCCUAUUCUGAAUGAGAAACUCCGUUCCAACUUGGUCAAUAGUGGACAGCUUUUGGCAUUCAUGCAACGCAGAUUUUUGCAUGUCCGCGUCCCUUUAGCAGUAUGGCGGGUAGCGAAGGUUCAGAUUUACCAUGACAAGUUGCAAUCUUCCAGACCCAGACACUUUUGCAAUCCAUAUGCAUCCGGACAAGAAUCCGCCGGCUACUCGAAAGAAAGCGACGCAGUUGUUUCAGCAGCUUGCGCCGUUUUACAAAGCAGCCCUGGAGGCCGGCGACCAGCCGCCGCGGAAGAAACCCCGUACUACGGCUAAGCAGUCGGGCGGGACGUCAAAGUUUCCUGCGGCCUUCGACAGUUUCAGCCAGUGGCCGUUUUUGUUCGGGUCCGAUCUUUUCCAACUUCCCAGCAUUGAACAGCAUCGAGAUGAGAGCACAAAUUGUCGCCGGGCAGGCCCUGAACCGCUCGCAGCUCUUUCGCUUGCGCGAUAUGUAUGGGCAGAUUACCGUCGUGCAAACACCCAGUGCGGAUUUCAUCAAGGCGGAGGUGAUGAAGAGCGGACCGGUGGUCAGCCUGUCCUUCCAACGCCCCGGCGGUCGGGACACAGAAGCGGUUUUGGUAGUGGGCUGGACCGACGACCACUGGGUCAUCGUGCCCUAUGGGAGCCAGGACGCCAUUGCCGUCGGCAUGAACAAGUACGGCAUCGAAAACGUGGUCACGUUCGUGCACGCAGACAAGCUGCAGAACAUGGCGUGGUGGCCCCGUCCGUACUACGAGAUUCCUUUCCACUCCAAGAACAUCGUCCCAGGAGGUGCGGACUGGAGUUGUAUCCGCAUCACCUUCGAAACCGCAUUUCAUUUCGAGGACUUCGCGGCCAAGAUGGAGCAGGCUGCGAAUGA